AGGAUUUACUACCUCUCCCUGGAGUUCUACAUGGGGCGGACACUGCAGAACACCAUGAUUAACCUGGGGCUGCAAAAUGCCUGUGAUGAGGCUGUGUACCAGCUGGGGCUGGACAUGGAAGAGCUGGAGGAAAUCGAGGAGGAUGCUGGUCUGGGCAAUGGAGGGCUCGGCAGGCUGGCUGCCUGCUUCCUUGACUCCAUGGCCACAUUGGGGCUGGCAGCCUAUGGCUACGGCAUCCGCUAUGAGUAUGGAAUCUUCAACCAGAAGAUCCGGGAUGGGUGGCAGGUGGAAGAAGCUGAUGACUGGCUCCGACAUGGCAAUCCCUGGGAGAAGGCCCGUCCUGAGUACAUGCUGCCUGUGCACUUCUACGGCCGAGUGGAGCACUCUGCCUCUGGUGCCAAGUGGAUUGACACCCAGGUGGUGCUGGCACUGCCCUAUGACACCCCUGUGCCCGGGUACAUGAACAACACUGUCAACACCAUGCGCCUGUGGUCGGCUCGGGCUCCCAAUGACUUCAACCUGCGUGACUUCAAUGUUGGAGACUACAUCCAGGCCGUGCUGGACAGAAACCUGGCAGAGAACAUCUCCCGUGUCCUCUAUCCCAAUGACAAUUUCUUCGAGGGGAAGGAGCUGCGGCUGAAGCAGGAGUACUUUGUCGUGGCUGGCACUCUCCAGGACAUCAUCCGCCGCUUCAAAGCCUCCAAAUUCGGGAGCACAGACAGUGUCCGGACGGUGUUUGAUUCCUUCCCCGACCAGGUUGCCAUCCAGCUGAAUGACACACACCCUGCCAUGGCCAUCCCUGAGCUGAUGAGGAUUUUUGUGGACAUUGAGAAGCUGCCAUGGGAUACGGCCUGGGACAUCACCAAACAAACCUUUGCCUACACCAACCACACGGUGCUGCCCGAGGCCCUGGAGCGCUGGCCAGUGGACCUGGUGGAGAAGCUGCUCCCCAGACACCUGCAAAUCAUCUAUGAGAUCAACCAGAGACACCUGGAUCACAUUGCAUCCCUCUUCCCUAACGACGUGGACCGGCUGCGGAGGAUGUCCCUAAUCGAGGAGGGAGGCAUCAAGAGGAUCAACAUGGCCCAUCUCUGCAUCGUGGGCUCCCACGCCGUCAACGGCGUGGCCAAGAUCCACUCCGAAAUCGUCAAGACUCAAGUUUUUGAGGACUUCGCGGCACUGGAGCCAGAGAAGUUUCAGAACAAGACCAAUGGCAUCACCCCACGGCGUUGGCUCCUGCUCUGCAACCCAGGGCUGGCAGAGCUUAUUGCAGAGAAAAUUGGGGAGGACUACGUGCGGGACCUGAGCCAGCUGACCAAGCUGCACGAGUUUGUGGACGAUGACCUCUUCAUCCGGGAGAUUGCCAAAGUGAAGCAGGAGAACAAGGUGAAGUUUGCGCUGUACCUGGAGAAGGAGUACAAAGUGAAGAUCAACCCUUCCUCCAUGUUCGAUGUGCACGUGAAGAGGAUCCACGAGUACAAGCGGCAGCUGAUGAACUGCCUGCACAUCAUCACCAUGUACAACCGCAUCAGGAGGGAUCCCUCAAAGCUGUUUGUGCCAAGGACAGUGAUCAUUGGGGGCAAGGCUGCCCCAGGAUAUCACAUGGCUAAAAUGAUCAUCAAACUCAUUAAUGCAGUGGCUCAGGUGGUAAACAAUGACCCCAUGGUGGGGAGCAAACUGAAGGUCAUCUUCCUGGAGAACUACAGGGUCUCACUGGCAGAGAAAGUGAUCCCUGCUACCGACCUGUCAGAGCAGAUCUCCACAGCAGGCACCGAGGCAUCAGGCACAGGGAACAUGAAGUUCAUGCUGAAUGGGGCUCUGACCAUUGGCACCAUGGAUGGAGCCAACGUGGAAAUGGCUGAGGAGGCUGGAGAGGAAAACCUAUUCAUCUUUGGCAUGAGGGUGGAGGAUGUCACAGAGCUGGACAGGAAAGGGUACAAUGCCCAGCUGUACUACGACCGACUCCCUGAGUUGAAACAAGCUGUUGACCAGAUUAAGAGUGGCUUCUUCUCCCCAAAAGACCCCAAUCUCUUCAACGAUGUGGUCAACAUGCUUUUCCACCAUGACAGGUUUAAAGUCUUUGCAGACUAUGAGGCUUAUGUCAAGUGCCAGGAGAAGGUCAGCGAGCUGUACCUGAACUCCAAGGCAUGGACCAAGAUGGUCAUCAAGAACAUCGCAGCAGCCGGCAAGUUCUCCAGUGACCGCACCAUCAAGGAGUAUGCCCGGGACAUCUGGCACGUGGAACCCUCUGACCUGAAGAUCCCACCACCCAACGAGCCCAGGGAUGCAGCCCAGGACAAGACCCCCAACGGCACAGCGGCGUAGGGGCACGGAGCGGCGCCGGAGCCAGGGGACGCAAGCACAUGCGCUGUAAAAUUCUCUGCUGUCUAGUGUCUGUGUUUGCUGCUGCUUUCCUAUGGAUUGGGGAAGGGGUGGGAUUUUUAUAACCUAAGUGUCAUGUGGAAAGCAAAACCACGUUGCCCUGUUGCUUGCAUUAGGUGCUAAAAAUAAAAGUGCCAUUGGA
Acanthisitta chloris (rifleman) is the source of this 2524-nucleotide messenger RNA. It is a transcript of the gene PYGL, whose product is annotated as phosphorylase, glycogen, liver. The record is from RefSeq and is a predicted model, not a curated record. The annotation marks the transcript as partial. The transcript has 19 exons. Gene Ontology annotation, molecular function: pyridoxal phosphate binding; glycogen phosphorylase activity. Gene Ontology annotation, cellular component: cytoplasm. Lineage: Eukaryota; Metazoa; Chordata; Aves; Passeriformes; Acanthisittidae. Gene Ontology annotation, biological process: glycogen catabolic process.